Prunus armeniaca (apricot) is the source of this 237-nucleotide messenger RNA. NCBI's taxonomy places the organism in Eukaryota, Viridiplantae, Streptophyta, Magnoliopsida, Rosales, Rosaceae. The record is from the annotation of a GenBank genome assembly.
AUGCAUGGUGUUGUUGUCCCUGAUCAUGACCUUGAUUAUUUAGAGGUCCAGCCUCGUGCACUUCGUUGGAUUCCACGUCGAGACAAUGACACAACAUCGGUAGACGUGCAGAAGUAUAGACAGCGGCUUGACGCUUUGAAUGCUGAUCAGGUUAUAUGGGAACCUUACAAGUUUGAAAGGGAACACCACCCAUUUCCAGAUGUUGAAUUCUACUCAGGUUAUAUGGGAACCUUAUAA